AUGAGUGUUUUUAUAGGAAAUUUGCCAGAUUCCUUCGAAAAGAAGUUUUUUGAAGAUAUAUUCAGAAAAAUUGGGCCUUGCUCGAUUAAUUACUUUGUAAGAGAUAUAUAGGGUAAAUUUGCUUUCAUCGAAUUUAAUACAGAAAUAGAUGCUUAUGAAUCUAUAAGAAGAUAUAAUGGAAAGAACCUUUUUGGAAAAAUAGUUAGGUUAGAGAUAUCACAAUCAAUCCCGCUACCACAGAAAAUCCCAAGAGCAAGAAUCUCAGAAGACCAGCAAAGUCCAUCAAAUCUUUUCAAAACGAAAAUCCAAAAAAUUGGCGACUUUUCAGAGAUAGAGCAAACAAAAAUAACUAAAAAUCCAGAAAAUCAAUCAAAUCUAAAUCUCUUAUCGCCCCCUCCUACUAUAGAAGUGCCAUCACCUUUCUUAAUGUGUCGGCCUCCCAUCAAUGAAAAAGAAGAACUACAUAAAGAAAUAGAAACAGUUCAAAGUUCUUCAAAGAAUGAUAAUGCUACAUGCGAAAUUGCAGCGGAUACUCAAGAAAUAAAGCAGGAAUCCUCAUCAAUAGACUCAGAUGAAAUUUUUGAAAGCCAAAUGAGAAAGGAAGAAAUAAAAAACCCAGAGAGCGAAGAAGAAAUCUCUUCACCAAUUGUUAGCACAGACAAAAUUUCAGAAAGCUUAGAAGCUGUUAAAGAAGAGCCUGAAAACUUAGAAUAUUCAGGAUCAGAAAGAAAGCAAAGCGAUGUAGGCUCAGAAGAUAAUGCCUCUGUAAAGAGCUAUAAUUCUCAAGACUAUGGUGAGCCAUCAUCUCUUAUGAUAAGAAGAUCUAAAAGAAUUUUGCUACGAAAAUUAAAGCUUGCGUCAAUUGCUGAGGACGUCCAUGAAGCAGGAGAUGAAAAUGUCAAAGAUGACGACUUAUUUGAGGCAAGUGAUAAAAGUGUUUUCAAGCUGCUGACAAAAAAUAAAAACCCUAAAUUGAAUGAAGUUCUUUGUAUGUCCUGCAUGAAAACAAUGAAGCAUUCGUAUAUUGAAAAGCACAUAAAUGCAAAAAUUCAUGCGAGAUCUAUUCUCAAAGGCAUCAGCCAAUAA
Molecule: messenger RNA, 1086 nt
Organism: Blepharisma stoltei
Lineage: Eukaryota; Ciliophora; Heterotrichea; Heterotrichida; Blepharismidae
Source: the annotation of a GenBank genome assembly